Molecule: messenger RNA, 1367 nt
Organism: Pygoscelis adeliae (Adelie penguin)
Lineage: Eukaryota; Metazoa; Chordata; Aves; Sphenisciformes; Spheniscidae
Product: RAC-beta serine/threonine-protein kinase-like
Biological process (GO): protein phosphorylation
Molecular function (GO): ATP binding; protein serine/threonine kinase activity
Source: RefSeq, a predicted model, not a curated record
UCCUUCAUCGGCUACAAGGAACGGCCAGAGACGUCUGACCACAGCUUGCCACCUCUGAAUAACUUCUCGGUGGCGGAGUGCCAGCUGAUGAAGACGGAGCGGCCUCGGCCCAACUCCUUUGUCAUCCGAUGCUUGCAGUGGACAACAGUCAUCGAGAGGACCUUCCAUGUGGACUCUCCCGAAGAAUCCUACGAGGAGUGGAUGCGAGCCAUCCAGACGGUAGCAAACAGCCUGAAGAACCAGGAACCGGAGGCGGACACAAUGGAUUACAAGUGCGGAUCUCCUAACGACAGCACUGGCGCUGAGGAGAUGGAGGUGGCCGUCAGCAAAACCCGCGCCAAGGCCACCAUGAAUGAUUUCGAUUACCUGAAGCUCCUGGGAAAGGGCACUUUCGGCAAAGUCAUCUUGGUGCGGGAAAAGGCCACUGGCCGCUAUUAUGCCAUGAAAAUCCUACGGAAAGAGGUCAUCAUUGCGAAAGACGAGGUGGCACACACUGUUACGGAGAGCCGGGUGCUGCAGAACACCAGGCACCCCUUCCUCACUGCACUGAAAUAUGCCUUUCAGACGAACGACCGACUGUGCUUCGUCAUGGAGUAUGCCAACGGCGGAGAGCUGUUUUUCCACCUCUCAAGAGAACGCGUCUUCACGGAGGACCGAGCCCGUUUCUACGGCGCGGAAAUAGUCUCUGCGCUGGAGUACCUGCACUCCCGGGACGUGGUGUACAGGGACAUUAAGCUGGAAAACCUCAUGCUGGACAAAGACGGCCACAUCAAAAUCACCGACUUCGGGCUCUGCAAGGAAGGCAUCACAGAUGGAGCCACCAUGAAGACCUUCUGCGGCACUCCCGAGUACCUGGCUCCGGAGGUCCUGGAGGACAAUGAUUACGGCCGCGCCGUGGACUGGUGGGGCCUGGGGGUCGUCAUGUACGAGAUGAUGUGUGGCCGCCUCCCCUUCUACAACCAGGACCACGAACGCCUCUUCGAGCUGAUCCUCAUGGAGGAGAUCCGCUUCCCUCGUACCCUCAGCCCUGAGGCCAAAUCCUUGCUGGCCGGGCUGCUCAAGAAGGAUCCCAAACAGAGGCUCGGCGGAGGUCCCAACGAUGCCAAGGAGGUGAUGGAGCAUCGCUUCUUCGCCCCCAUCAACUGGCAGGACGUGGUUCAGAAGAAGCUGGUCCCGCCAUUCAAGCCCCAAGGGACGGCCGAGAUCGACACACGGUAUUUCGAGUUCACCGCCCAGUCCAUCACCAUCACCCCGCCGGAUCGCUAUGACAACAUGGGCUCCCUGGAGAACGACCAGCGGACACACUUCCCCCAGUUCUCCUACUCUGCCAGCAUACGGGAGUAACCGGCAGCAGCGGGAUUUGGCCU